UUUUUUAACGACUCUGAUGAGGAAAUCAUUAAUCCCAAGAAUUUUCCAGAAUUGUAUCCAAAACAGAAACGUAGAAAAGUGGACGAAAAUAAGUACGCGAGUCUUGGCAAUUAUGUCGAUAGGGAUAUGACAA
Ambispora leptoticha is the source of this 133-nucleotide messenger RNA. Lineage: Eukaryota; Fungi; Glomeromycota; Glomeromycetes; Archaeosporales; Ambisporaceae. The record is from the annotation of a GenBank genome assembly.